AUGGAUAAGCUAGCAGUACCAACAUAAUCAGUUGCAAUUCCAUUUAUCAUGUUUACCAUAGAAAAUGGAUUCAAGAUAAACGAUGAAGCUGUAGAGUUCCUGACUUAGAUUAAAGGGAAGGUUGGAAUCAUAGCCAUCUGUGGUAAAUACAGAACUGGAAAAUCAUACAUUCUCAAUAAACUUUUCAUGGAGUAAUUAGCUGAAGAUAGAGCAAAAAGAGGAUUCUAAGUAGGGCCCACUAUCAAUCCUUGCACUAAGGGUUUGUGGAUUUGGAAAGAGAUAUUCUAUGCUUAAAAUGAUGAAGACAGGGAGACACCUAUAAUCAUUAUAGACACUGAGGGGCUUGGUGCUUUUGAUGAAGAUGACAACCACGAUACUAAGAUCUUCUUGCUAGCACUCUUGCUUUCCUCAUUACUGAUUUACAAUAGCGUUGGUAGUAUUGAUGAGAAUGUGCUUAACAAUCUAUCACUUGUAGUUAAUUUGUCAAAGACUCUCUAAAUAAAGAAUGAUCAGAAGGCUGAGGACCCUGAUGAACUUGCUGAAUAUUUCCCAUCCUUCCUUUGGAUUCUAAGAGAUUUCGCUUUAAGACUUAUUGAUCAAGAUGGCAAUCAGAUAUCAUCGAAGUAGUAUUUAGAAAACUCUCUUAAGGAGCAGAAAGGAGUUUCUGAUGCAAUUGAAAACAAGAAUAGAAUUAGAAGACUUAUUAAACAUUUCUUUAAAGACAGAGAUUGCUAAACUCUUGUUAGACCAAUUGAAGAGGAAUAAAAGCUAUAAACCUUGAAUACCCUUAAAAACAGUGACCUUAGAGCUGAAUUUGUUGAGCAAAUCAACAAUCUCAGGUCUAAGAUAUUUAAAAAGGUCAAACCUAAGCUUCUUAAGAAUUAAAUCAUCAAUGGACCGAUGCUUAUUGAAUUAGCUGAAGCAUAUGUAAAGGCACUUAAUGGAGGAAAAGUUCCAACAAUUGAAAAUGCUUGGAAUUACAUGCAAGCUUCAGAACUUGAUAGAGCUUUCAAGGAAGUGAUAGCAGAAUAUGAUACUAAAAUUAAAACUGCAAUUGAAAAAUCUCUUCCUUUAAAUGAAGACAAAUUAAAAGAUGCUUUGCUGAAAGGGAAGCAGGAAGCAUUAGUCAAUUUUAAGGCAAAAGUUCUUGGUGACAUCAAUAAUUCCAAAGGUCAAGAGUAUCAAAUGAAACUGAAGAAGGAAAUAAAGACGAGAUAAGCACAAAUAGAGAAGAAAAAUACAUAGGUGACAAGGGAUGAGUGCAUCAAAAUUUUAGAGUCAUGUGUGACCUAGAAUAUAAAAGCAAAAGUUAUGUAAAAUCUCUAUAAGAGCUACUCUGACCUUAAAUUUGAUUUUGAACAACUCAGAAAUGAGACUCUAUAGACGAUGUCUUAAGGAUUCGCUAUAAAAGAGCAUGUCUAUGAGUUUUUAUUCAACAAGAGUUUACAGCUAACAGAAGACUUCCUCUCUGAUAGAGAAAAUAAUAGUUGUAAUACUAUAAGAAUACUCUAAGAAAAGCUUAAAACAGCUGAGCACGAAUCCUUAAGAUACAAGCAAGAACUAAAUCAUGAAAAAGAAUAAUGCUUUACACGACUAUAGGAUGGAGAGAGUGAUAGAAUUAAAUAUAAAACUGAAAACGCUAUCUUAACUGAGAGACUUUAAAAUGCUAAAGCUGAGAUUGAUGAACUUCGGAUGAAGCUGAAUUGUGAGUACACAGAGAAGAUGCAGGACUUAGAACUAUAAAAUAAGGUUUAGAAAGAAGAACUAAGAAAGAAAGAUAAUGAGAUAGUGGACUUGACUAAUGAGACUAUCAAGAACUCAAAUGACCAUAAUAAAAGGUUUGCACUGAUUGAGUAGGAGAGAGAGUUUCUGAGAAAUGAUCUGAACAAUCUCAAAGAAUCAAUAUAGAGAAAAGACCUAGACUUAUAGGAUCUUAAUAAGCAGAUAAGAGAUAAAGAAGAGAAGAUCAAGAGCUAUAGGCAGAAAAAGAAGUUGUCUGAGAAGGAGGCAUAAGAUUACAAAUCUUAGAAGGAUAAAUUUGAACAGCAAAUACUGACUAUGCAGCCAAUAAAUAAUAAUGUCUAAAUGGUUGAUUCAUCACAGCUAGAUUUCAUCAAGAAGGAAUUAGAAAAUGUUAAACUAGAGAAAGUAUAUCUUCAAAAUCAAUUACUUACAACUCAGAGUCAGAAAGAUGAGAAUAAGAGACUCUAUGAGGCACUUCUAAAUGUUAUAAAUAAUAAUCAAUUGAACGGAGGAAAUCAAAAUAAAGAAAAUUAAGCUAAGAACAAUAAGACAGUUGCUUCAUCUUAGGAAAUGAUAGAAAGAUUAUGCUAAAUGCAGUCAAAAAUGUUAGAUCUUGAGCAAAGCAAUCAAGUCUUAAGGAAUUUUAAAAACCUUUAUAAAUCGGCAUCUGAGGUAAAAUGCGGUGGUUGCUCGAGAUCAUUCAAGCCUGUUCUCUUUAAGGCUCAUUACUUAAAAUGCACUAAACUUAUUGAGGAUUAGCUGACUUCGGGGGAGUCUACAGGUCAAGAUAGACUUUUUAUUAAGUUUAUUGAUUCGGAAAGUGGAGGUUAGUAACUAAGAUUCUUCGUAAGUUAAUGCGGUUUACAAUGGUAUGUUAAGUUUGAAACAGAUAAGCUUUAGGAAACUGUCAGACAUCUUUAGAGAAAUUAUCACAGCGCGGAUUUCUUUAAAAGUAAUUUGUUUAAGAAAUUCCUAAAUGUUUGUGAUUCAGAAAAUAGCAGUCAAAGUCCUUCUAAUAAACUAGCCUUUAAUGACGUUAUAAACUAAGUCAUUUAGGAAUUGAGUUCUCUCUAUGUCAUUAAGAAGGAUUAAGAGUUCAGAUCUUUAUUCUAAAUUGAUGACCAUAUAUCUGGAGACAAUACCUAGAAUUCCACAAAAAGUAAUAGAGAGGGUACUGUAUAUGUAUCUUUUAUGAGCUAAGCCAAUAAUAUAGAAGUCAAAUGA
This is a messenger RNA of Stylonychia lemnae, 2967 nucleotides long. The record is from the annotation of a GenBank genome assembly. NCBI's taxonomy places the organism in Eukaryota, Ciliophora, Spirotrichea, Sporadotrichida, Oxytrichidae.